AUGGCCCCGGGCCUCACCCGCGAAGCCGAGGAGCGCAGACUCAACUACGCCGCACACAUCCGCUACUGGCGCCGUAACCUGAAGACGUUUCUCCCCCAUCAGUACACGGGCAAUGACUGCAACCGCAUGACGCUGGCUGCAUUCAUCAUCUCCGCCCUGGAUAUUCUGGGCGAUCUGCCAGCAGCACUCUCACAAGAAGAACGCGAGGGCUACAUAGACUGGGUAUACAGAUGCCAGCUACCGGGAGGAGGGUUCAGACCCGCACCAGCCACAGACCUGGGCCCCUUGCGAAACCCAGAGAAUCAAAUAUGGGAUCCUUUUCACGUGGCGGGGACCUUCUUUGCUCUUCUGAUCCUCGUUAAUCUAGGCGAUGACUUGGAAAAGGUCAAGCGAAGAGAGAUAUUGCAAUGGCUGACUAAGCUGCAACGAUCAGAUGGCGGGUUUGGGGAGACGGUAGGCGAGAACGACCGUGUAGAAGGCGGGAACGACUCGCGGUUCGGUUUCAUGGCCGCAGCUGUGAGAUGGAUGCUACGCGGGAAUCUCGAGGGUCCGGUGGAUGGAGUGCCUGACAUCGACGUGGACGCAUUCGUGCGCUGCGUUCAAGUUGCCGAAACGUACGACGGAGGCUUAUCCGAAGCACCAUAUCACGAAGCCCACGGUGGGUUCACGAGCUGUGCAAUCAGCGCACUCUACUUCCUUGAUCGUCUCCCGAGAAAACAGACAGAUGGCCGGCCACGAGGUCUCAGAAAUAUGCCCAUGACCUUGCACUGGCUUGCCUCUCGCCAAACGCUGACUCUAGACGAAGAGGAUGCCGCGGAUACAUACUCGGACGAGACUGACUCAGCAGCGACAUGCCAUGACUCCCACUCAUUUAUGAAGCUACAUAAUUUCCCUUCGAGCCGUGGCAAGCUGUCCUUCCAAAAUCAACCACCAGUGCAUGCUGAACUCAAGUGGGUAGGCAUGAACGGGAGGGAGAACAAAAUCGGAGAUACCUGCUAUGCAUAUUGGGUAUGUGCACCACUCAAGCUUCUAGAGCAUCUACAUAUCAUAGACCCCAAACCGAUUCGGCGUUGGCUCCUUGAUAGAACGCAGCACCUCGUUGGCGGGUUCGGCAAGCUGCCAGGCGACCACCCAGACCCCCAACACUCGUUUCUAGGCUUGAUGGUACUCUCCAUGUUUGGUGAGGCUGGGCUGCAGAACGUCGAUACGGCGUUGUGCAUAACGGAAAAGGCGAAGAAGCAUCUUGAAUCCCUUCCCUGGAGAAGGAAGCUGUUAGGGUUGGAUGACAAGGGCGAAGCGUAG
Molecule: messenger RNA, 1302 nt
Organism: Didymosphaeria variabile
Lineage: Eukaryota; Fungi; Ascomycota; Dothideomycetes; Pleosporales; Didymosphaeriaceae
Gene: CDC43
Product: geranylgeranyl transferase type-1 subunit beta
Exons: 1
Coding region: 1-1302 (433 amino acids)
Biological process (GO): protein geranylgeranylation
Cellular component (GO): CAAX-protein geranylgeranyltransferase complex
Molecular function (GO): CAAX-protein geranylgeranyltransferase activity
Source: RefSeq, a predicted model, not a curated record